GUCCCCCUCCCCUCCACGGAUGACUGACUGCUGUAGAUGGCUGUCACAGGCGGGGCUAGCCUGCUAACUUAUCGUUGACAACAUUCAAAGACUACUCUUGCAAGUGUCUGAAACAUCCACAAUAAAAAAUGGAUCAAGAGUUUGAGGACAUAGAUUCUUCUGGGAAGUGGCAGAACCUUUACAAUGAAAUACGAAACCAAGCCAGUGAAUAUUCAUACAGAAUGGCCAAACUUCCAGAGAAUCGUAAUCGAAACAGAUAUAGAGAUGUCAGCCCGUAUGAUCACAGUCGUGUUAAACUUGAAAACUCUGAAAAUGACUACAUCAAUGCGAGUUUAGUCACAGUGGAGGAAGCCCAAAGAAGCUAUAUUUUAUCACAGGGCCCACUGAGAAACACCUGUGGUCACUUCUGGUUGAUGAUCUGGGAGCAAAACUCAAAAGCCGUUAUAAUGCUUAACAGAGUCAUAGAGAAGGGAUCUGAGAAAUGUGCUCAGUACUGGCCGACGGAUGAAGAUCACUCUGUGUCUUUCACGGAUACAGGGUUUGUAGUGACACUCGUGAAGGAGGAGGACAUGUCCUACUACACAAUCCGACUGCUGGAGCUGAGGCAUACGGAGACGGGAGAAACGAGAGAGAUAUACCACUUUCACUACACCACCUGGCCCGACUUUGGUGUCCCAGAAUCCCCGGCUUCCUUCCUAAACUUCCUGGUCAAGGUGCGAGAGUCCGGUUCCUUGGAGGUCGAGCACGGGCCUGCUGUGGUGCACUGCAGUGCCGGGAUUGGACGCUCAGGGACGUUCUCAUUGGUCGACUCCUGUCUUAUCCUGAUGAGCAAGAGGAAAGACCCAUCAUCUGUGGACAUUCAGAAGGUUCUGCUGGACAUGAGAGAGUACAGGAUGGGUCUGAUCCAGACUCCUGACCAGCUCCGCUUCUCCUACAGAGCCGUCAUGGAGGGGGCCAAGUGUAUCAUCAGGGACUCCUCUCCACAGCAGAGCAGGUGGAGAGAGCUAUCCAGAGAAGAUGUAGAGCCCCCUGUCCCUCCACCUCGACAACUCUGCCACACCCAAGCCCCACCCCCGCCCCCGCCGCGUCCUUUAGUUAGCCCCACCCCCCCACAACCUACAGGGAAACCCAAUGGUCAGGGGCUGUCCUGUGUGGAGCCUGUGUCCGUGGACCUGCUCAGAGAGGACCGGACCGCGGUCGACGGGACAGACAGACACAGCUCAGAGAGGGACCUGGCAGGAGUGAACAGCCUGAGGAAGCGACACAGGGAGGAGCGUAUUGCCAGCACUGCCCAUAAAGUGUCCCAGAUGAAACAGAGACUGACUGACACAGAGAGGCAGAGGGAGAGCUGGCAGUAUUGGAGGCCAGUUCUGCUUAACAUUGGAGCUGGAGCAGCCGUGGCCGCGGGACUGCUGCUGGCGUGGUUUUUCUCCCAGUGAUACACACCCCACCCCCACCCCACCACCCAUUUUCUGUCUCACACAUGGAUUCACUCUUGUUUUGCACCAGUAUCUAGGACACGGUACUAUAGUUCUCUCUGUAGGUAGGCUCUGACUGUGCAGAACAGGGGUAUUUAUUUCUACAGGUCAAAGGCUGCUUUGACAAAUGCAGCCCAGGUCUGAUCUUUUUCCCGAUAAUCGAAAAAGUUAGCUUUUUCUUAAUGGUCAAAGACCCAAUAGUGAAAUAAGAUCCAGCCUGGGCUGCAUAUGUUAAUGCAUCCGUAACAUCAGAGCACUAGAUCAAACCUCCCAGUGUAUAUUUUCAUGUUAAAGAUCUUCAUGGUAACAUCUCUCUCAGGAUCUUAGGCUGCGUUUACAGGGGCUCACACAGGUUAUUUUCUAUUGGACAAAUUGUCAAUUUGACCAGUCACAUGAGAUUUUUUUUUAGCAUCAGACCUUUUUCCAAGCUGAUAUGAUUGGUCAGAAAACCAAUGGGGAAAAAAACAGAUUGGGCUUGUCAACGCAGCCAUUGGUGCUUCAGCUCCAGCACCACUGAUGAAUGUACUGUAAAUCUAUCUAACCCUAUAGAGCAACCACACGAUGGAGCAACUGAAGCUUCAGAGCAAACAAAGGAACAUUGUUCUGAUUUAAACUUUUUCAUUCAUUACUUUCAAAGGUCAUGUCACUGAUUUGAUGGACACUUGACAUAGAGCAUUUCGAAAGCUUUGUUUGAACUUUGAACCUCUUCCCACAGAGGUCCCAGUGCAACAGGAACCUUGAGGGGAAAUGGCAAUGGACUGUGGAACAUCAUACUGUACUCUUCAUGAUGCUCAGCAUGCGCGCUUUAGUUUAGACAUUUUCCCAGAACUGACAUGGUUCUUCUUCCGUUGUCAGCAGGGCAGGUCAGGGGGCCAGGUAGAGUUUGGUUUGGACACUUUCAGUCAGGCGCUCAGUGGUUUAGACAGGAAUCAAUUCAUGACUUCAUCAGAUCAUUGCUCUAGGCUGCAAUGCAUACAGCAGGCUUCAGGUGACCAGCACUUUCUGUUCCUCAACCCGCUGGCUGUCAGCCAACCAGGCUGGGUUAGCUUCUACUGUCAGCUGAUCCAGUGGGAUGGUUUGGAGGGGUCUUCAUGUCCUUAAUGUAAUCCCCUAAAAUAUGGCUGAGUUAGCUAUAGAUAGAUAGCUAAUGCCAGAUCUCAUUUCCCCAUGACAGAUUUCAGUUGGCAGUUAUACUUUAUUUUGAGAGUCCCAAUUUCUGUCUGUAGAUGUUUUAUUGAAAGUAAAUACUAUCAGGAAACGUUCAAUAACAUAUCUGUUGAUAUGCAACUGCUUGCUAUGGUUAGGUUUAGGAUAAGGCUUAGCGUUAAAGCGUUUUUAUUAUGAAAAAGGUUAUGAUUAGUAGAUAGUUAACAUGUUACUGAUAAUCAGUAGAUAAUAUGCAGAGCAUCUACAGAAACACUUUUGGGACUCUCAAAAUAGUGUUACCCAGUUGGCUAGCACAAAAUGUGGUCAGGGGUUGUGAGGUUGUUUUGACACGACAUGCUAAGCAGUGUUAACCCAGGGUAGUGUUAUAUCGUUUUCUUCAUGUGAUUCAGAAUGUAUUUUCCAUUGAGUGUAAAGCUUCUGACUGGGGCCCAGUAAAGAAUUGGUGUGUGACAGUAACCUGGGUUUGAGCUCACCACUGCUGCAUGUACAGAGGAACGCCUAUGUCAGAUAAUAGCCCCUCAUCACACUGUAGAGUGAAAAUGCCCUAAGCUUCUAGUGUCACUGGGACCAAUUAAAAAAUAUUGUUAAUAGUGUGAUUCCCAGGUUUGGUCAAAGCAUCCAACACCGAGUGCUAAGCAAGUCAAUACGUUGUUGAAAGAAAUCAAACUAGGUGACUAUAUAAUAUGGAUGCGUCUUUUGGAUUUUUUUUGUUUGAAACAGAUGUGCCUUUAAGACCAUCCAAUGGUUAGCUACUUGAUUUGAAAAACAACAACAAUAACAGAAUAACUAAAAUCAGAUACAGCUGCGGUCUCGUGGCUCACAGUUGCAUACUACACGUGUUGUUGGUAUGUUCUACCUGAGGGUACAUGUCUUCUGAAAGCUCAUCCCAGGUGUACUAAGUUCCUUUGAGGGGAUGACUGACUGAUGGGAUGACUGACUGAUGGGAUGACUGACUGGAGGUAGCCGAAAUGGCACUCUGUUCCCAAUAUAGCUCCCUGUGUCUCUGGUCAGAAGUUCGGCACUAUGGGGUAUAGGUUGCUUGGCAAUGUCCUCUCUUGGAUGACACUGGACGAUGGUCUCUCGUUGGAUGUAGUUUAGGGUUUAGCCAAGUAACACUGGCCUCAGAAUGGCUUGGACCAGAACAUUCCAUUUGUUUGCUUAUUUACAUCUUGUUGUUGUUGUUUCCUCUUAGAUUCAGGUGAGUUGUGUCCACUGUAUAGCUGCAGUGAUGACACGAUGUCUUGGAAAAACAAAACAAAAGUGAACUUCUUGAAUAAAGUAUUUCUUUUAUAACA
Esox lucius (northern pike) is the source of this 3940-nucleotide messenger RNA. It is a transcript of the gene ptpn2a, whose product is annotated as protein tyrosine phosphatase non-receptor type 2a. The coding region runs from base 129 to 1439 and encodes 436 amino acids. Gene Ontology annotation, molecular function: protein tyrosine phosphatase activity. The record is from RefSeq and is a predicted model, not a curated record. Gene Ontology annotation, biological process: protein dephosphorylation. Lineage: Eukaryota; Metazoa; Chordata; Actinopteri; Esociformes; Esocidae. The transcript is spliced from 9 exons.